Messenger RNA from Myotis davidii, 1279 nucleotides. RefSeq names its product solute carrier family 16 member 11 (gene SLC16A11). The transcript has 4 exons. The coding region runs from base 14 to 1231 and encodes 405 amino acids. NCBI's taxonomy places the organism in Eukaryota, Metazoa, Chordata, Mammalia, Chiroptera, Vespertilionidae. Gene Ontology annotation, biological process: transmembrane transport; monocarboxylic acid transport. Gene Ontology annotation, molecular function: monocarboxylic acid transmembrane transporter activity. The record is from RefSeq and is a predicted model, not a curated record.
CCCCCAGAAGGCGAUGACCCCCAAGCCUGCCGGGACCCUGGACGGAAGCCCGGACGGGGGCUGGGGCUGGGUGGUGGCGGCCGCCGCCUUCCUGGUGAACGGGCUCUCCUACGGGCUGCUGCGCUCCCUGGGCCUGGCCCUCCCUGACAUCGCUGAGCACUUCGGCCGGACCGCUCAGGACACGGCGUGGGUCAGCGCCCUGGCCCUGGCCGUGCAGCAGGCAGCCAGUCCCGUGGGCAGCGCCCUGAGCACCCGCUGGGGGGCGCGCCCCGUAGUGAUGAUUGGGGGCGUCCUCACCUCGCUCGGCUUCCUCUUCUCGGCUUUCGCGGGGAGUCUGCUGCACCUCUACCUUGGCCUGGGCGUCCUCGCCGGUGAGGGCGGACGGUCCUCGGUCCUUCAGGGCCUGCUCCUCCUGGGCGCCAUCACCCUCCACCUCGCCCCCUGCUGCCCCCUGCUGCGACCCCUGCAGCUGCCCGGGGACCCUCCCGCAGCGCCCCGCGGGCUCCUCGCUGCCCUCGGCCUGGGUCUCUUCGCGCGCCCAGCCUUCUUGGUUUUUGCUCUGGGCACGGCCCUGGUGGGGGGCGGGUACUUCGUCCCCUACGUGCAUCUGGCCCCUCACGCUUUAGACCGGGGCCUGGCGGGGUACAGGGCCGCGCUGGUGGUGGCCGUGGCCGCGGUGGGGGAUGCGGGCGCCCGGCUGGUCUGCGGGUGGGUGGCGGACCAGGGCUGGGUGCCCCUCCCGCGGCUGCUGGCGGUGUUCGGGGCUCUGACGGGGCUGGGGCUGCUGGCCGUGGGGCUGGUUCCCGUGGUCGGGGGUGAGGAGGCCUGGGGGGGCUCCCUGCUGGCCGCGGCCGGGGCCUACGGGCUGAGCGCAGGCAGCUACGCCCCGCUGGUGUUCGGAGUGCUCCCGGGGCUGGUGGGCAUCGGAGGUGUGGUACAGGCCACCGGGCUGGUGAUGCUGCUGAUGAGCCUCGGGGGGCUUCUGGGCCCCCCGCUGUCAGGCUUCCUCAGGGAUGAGACGGGGGACUUCACGGCCUCCUUCCUCGUGUGUGGCUCCUUCGUCCUCUCAGGCAGCUCCAUCUACCUGGGGCUGCCUGGGGCGCUGCCCUCCUGCAGUCCGGCCUCACCUCCAGCCACCCCUCCCCCUGAGAGGGGGGAGCUGCUCCCCGCUCCUCCGGGGGCCCUGCUGUCCCCAGGAGGCCCGCAUGCCACCGCCGACACCUCCUGUUGACCAUUUUCUUUUGGUUUGAGCCUCUCAAUAAAAAAUUUCCAAUGUGUC